Molecule: messenger RNA, 1234 nt
Organism: Oryctolagus cuniculus (rabbit)
Lineage: Eukaryota; Metazoa; Chordata; Mammalia; Lagomorpha; Leporidae
Gene: PPIL3
Product: peptidylprolyl isomerase like 3
Biological process (GO): protein folding; protein peptidyl-prolyl isomerization
Cellular component (GO): catalytic step 2 spliceosome
Molecular function (GO): peptidyl-prolyl cis-trans isomerase activity
Source: RefSeq, a predicted model, not a curated record
AUGCUCCGGACUCCAGUGCAGUUAACAGAGCUGCACCUCGCCGUCAAAUUUCAAAUUAGCGGAUAAAUCACAUUGUUUCCCUAGUGCUAGUCAUUUUGGUUUGAUAUUAGAAGAAGGGAGGAAAGAGGAGGUAAGAAGGCUCUCUCUAAUGGGUCCCGCGCCCGACUUCCGGUGGCCCCCAAACUCGUAAUUGAGAACCGAAAGACUUGUCCAGGCUUCUGCAAUUGCAUCUUCGCUGUUUAACAACGGCUGUGCUGACCGAAGUGGACUUAUUCUUGAGCUUCUCUUAAGACUCGGAGAAGUUAAAAAGAACUCCCUGGAACUAUCAAGAAGAAAAAUGUCUGUGACAUUACAUACAGAUGUAGGUGAUAUUAAAAUAGAAGUGUUCUGUGAGAGGACUCCCAAAACGUGUGAGAAUUUCUUGGCUCUUUGUGCCAGUAAUUACUACAAUGGCUGUAUAUUUCACAGAAACAUCAAGGGUUUCAUGGUUCAAACAGGAGAUCCAACAGGUACUGGAAGAGGAGGUAACAGCAUUUGGGGCAAGAAGUUUGAAGAUGAAUACAGUGAAUAUCUUAAGCACAAUGUUAGAGGUGUUGUGUCUAUGGCCAAUAAUGGUCCAAAUACCAAUGGAUCUCAGUUCUUCAUCACCUAUGGCAAGCAGCCACAUUUGGACAUGAAGUAUACAGUAUUUGGGAAGGUAAUAGAUGGUCUGGAGACUCUAGAUGAAUUGGAGAAGUUACCAGUAAAUGAGAAGACAUAUCGACCUCUGAAUGAUGUACACAUUAAGGACAUAACUAUUCAUGCCAACCCAUUUGCUCAGUAGCUAUAUUAAGCCUGGCAAAUACAUGACACACUGUUUGUUGGAACACACCCAUUGUGGUUUACCCAGUUUUAAAUAUGUCAGAGAUUGCAUCAUCCUUCUUUCUGCUUGUUUACAACAAGAUCUUCUAUGAGCUGGUGAUGCCAAGGAGAGCCCAGUGGCUUUAACCCCCAUUCCUACAGCAUAUUGUUUACUACAACUACUAGCCAAUGUAUUUCUUUAAUAUAAAAAGCCUGUUUGAUUGUUGUUGCCUAUAAAUACUCAUUUUUAAAUGCUGACCCUCUGUUAAGUACAGGCAUUUCUGUCUUAGAAGUAAUAUUUUCUAUUAUGGAGUUAAAUUGAUGGACAGGGUAAAGGGAUGGUCUAGAAAGGCAGUGUUCUGGUCUUUGGACUUAAUAAAAGCUCUAAAAAGUU